AGAAUGGAACGGCUGUGGUUGUCUUUGCUGUUGCUGGCAGCAGCAUGCAGGGGACAGCCGUGUCCGAAACGCUGUAUGUGCCAGAGCCUCUCCCCGUCGCUCGCUAUCCUCUGCUCCAAGACAGGCCUGCUGUUCGUCCCUGCCGCCAUCGACCGACGCACCGUGGAGCUACGGCUUCAGGAGAACUUCAUCACAGCUGUCCGAAGAAAGGAUUUUGCCAACAUGACCAGCCUGCUCCACCUAACCCUGUCCAGGAACACCAUCAGUCAGAUCCUCCCUUCAGCGUUCAGUGACCUGCGUCGACUCAGAUCUCUCCACCUCGACUCUAAUAGAAUAACUGUGAUCCGGGAUGAGCAUUUCAAAGGCCUGACCAACCUUCGUCACUUAAUCCUGGCCAACAACCAGCUCAACUCCAUAUCUCCCCAUGCCUUUGAUGACUUCCUGUCCACAUUGGAGGACCUAGACCUCAGUUACAACAACCUUGCCCAGGUGCCAUGGGACACGAUUGGGCGCCUCACCAAUGUCAAUACCCUGAAUAUGGAUCAUAACCUCAUAGAAAACGUUCCCCAAGGCGUAUUCACCAACCUACACAAACUGGCCAGGCUUGACAUGACAUCCAAUAAAUUGAAGAAAAUUCCCCCCGAUCCAUUAUUCCUGAGAAUCCCAGUUUAUGCCAAGUCCAGAGGCUCCCCUCUCACCUCGCUGGUGUUGAGUUUUGGUGGUAACCCCCUUCACUGUAACUGUGAACUCCUGUGGCUGAGGAGACUUACCAGAGAAGAUGACCUCGAGACAUGCGCCUCUCCCUCUGACCUCAGUGCCAAAUAUUUCUGGACAAUACCUGAAGAGGAGUUUAUUUGUGACCCACCAGUUCUAACACGCAAGUCACCUCACACUGUGGCAAUGGAGGGCCAGCCUGCCAGUCUGAAGUGCAAAGCGAACGGCGACCCAGAGCCUGAGGUCCACUGGAUCAGCCCUGAAGGGAGACUUAUAUCUAAUGGCUCAAGGACGUUAGUUUUCCCAAAUGGAAGCCUGGAGAUCAAUGUGACAACCCUGAAGGAUUCAGGAAACUUUACUUGCAUCGCCUCGAACGCAGCAGGCGAGUCCACAGGACGGGUGGAGCUAGUUGUCACAGCCAUGCCUCAUCUCGCCAACAGCACAAGCCGCAGCCGGGACCCAUCCUCUGAACCUGCCCCCUCUGAUAUUCUCACCUCCUCUAAGGUGGCAUUGCCUAACAACGAGACAAGGGCGGCGGACCGGAGGGUCUCAUUGGUGGAACUGACAGGAAACUCUGCCCUCAUUAGAUGGAGCAGUCAGACGCCUACAUCUGGAGUCAGGAUGUUCCAGGUCCAGUACAACAGCUCUGGAGAUGACGCACUGGUUUAUAGGAUGAUCCCAUCGAGCAGCAACGACUUCCUGGUACGGGACCUCGCCGCCGGACGCAGCUAUGACCUCUGUGUCCUGGCUGUGUUUGAUGAUGUCGUGACAUCACUGACUGCAACACGACCUUUGGGCUGUCUGUCGUUCACUACAGACACAGAGUUCAGCCAGUGUCAAGCACUGCACAGCCACCUCCUGGGUGGAACUAUGAUCAUCAUCAUUGGGGGAAUUAUUGUUGCUUCUGUGCUGGUCUUCAUCAUCAUCUUGAUGAUACGAUACAAGGUUUACAGCCACCAAGGAGCAGGCCACGGAAAAGCAGCCAUUGCUGCAACUGCAACGAGACCGCAGAGCAACGGACAAGGAGGAAGUGGACAAGUCCAAGUCUUUCCUCACUCUGCUUCUAAAAUUACUGAGAGUCAGGAUGACCAAGCACUUUCGCCGUCCAGAGCCAUGUCGCCUAGCAACACCCUGAGAGACACUGUGGCACUGGUAGAGGAGGAGAGCAGUGGACGGAGCAUCAUGACAAGGACUGACUCCCUGGCCAAUGAGGAGCUGCUCUCGCCCACAAAGGCCCGCUUCUCCGCCAGGGUCGCCAUUGAGAUGAAAAGUAGACCGCCAUCUGUCGCCAAAGAGUCCACCUCCCCCAAGGAACCGGCAGGUAGUGGAGACAUAGAUAGGGAGGAUGAGAUUUACAGAGUGGAGGCAAGGGGCACAACAAGGAGGAAACACUUCAGAGAGGUGGAGAGAUAG
This is a messenger RNA of Pleuronectes platessa (European plaice), 2127 nucleotides long. Its product is annotated as leucine-rich repeat and fibronectin type III domain-containing protein 1-like protein. Gene Ontology annotation, molecular function: protein binding. The transcript is spliced from 7 exons. The record is from RefSeq and is a predicted model, not a curated record. Lineage: Eukaryota; Metazoa; Chordata; Actinopteri; Pleuronectiformes; Pleuronectidae. Bases 4 to 2127 code for a protein of 707 amino acids.